This is a messenger RNA of Cuscuta epithymum, 4477 nucleotides long. The record is from the annotation of a GenBank genome assembly. NCBI's taxonomy places the organism in Eukaryota, Viridiplantae, Streptophyta, Magnoliopsida, Solanales, Convolvulaceae.
AGACUAGGCCUCUAGUAUCACGCGGCUUUAUUCACUGUAUAACCGAUCAUUGCGAUCGGAUAGAAUUGUACAGAGACUUUAUAUAUUUGAUCAAUACAUCAUUCAUCGGCAAGGUGAAUUUUAUAUCCUCCAACUUGGUAUCAGGCCAAAGUUUUUCUUUGAUCCUCUAUCAUGACUUCCUCUUCCAAAACUUCGUUUCAUCCUGCUCUUGCAAUCACCUCCAUCAAAAAUUUAAUUCCUCUCAUCCUUGACACCGAGAAAGUCCAGUAUUCUUCUUGGGCGGAACUGUUUAAGAUUACCGCCCGUGCAUACGAUGUUUUGGAUCACAUCAUCCCUCCGAAAAAAAUACCUGCCGCUACUUCCGCCGGCAAGGAUGAUGAAUCCGACGAUGACUCCGAUGGUGCCACCGACUCCAUCGACCCUCUUCUCUGGGAUCGAUUGGAUGCCGUUGUCCUCCAAUGGAUAUAUGGCACCAUCUCUUCAGAUCUCUUACUUAACAUUCUCGAACCGGACUCUACGGCCAUGGAAGCAUGGACCCGAUUGGCCAACAUCUUUCAGGAUAACAAACACGCUCGCGCCGUGCAUCUUGAGGACGAAUUUUCUCACGUUCGUUUGGCCAAUUUUGCCUCUAUUUCCGCAUAUUGCCAGCAGCUCCGCACCAUUGCCACCAAUCUUGCCAACGUCGGUGCUCCGGUCGAACAUAAUCGUUUGAUUUUGCGACUGGUCAACGGGCUCACCGCACCCUUUGCAACAGUUGCUUCCAUGAUACAACAAACGGUCCCUCUUCCGACGUUUGAAAACGCCCGAUCCAUGCUUCUCCUAGAAGAAGGCCGACAAGCACACAGCAUUGAGCAUGAGACACCCUCUGCUUCGGCUCUUGCUGCCACCAUCCCACAACCUGCUCCGACACCUUCUCCUGCUCACCGCCCACGCGGUGGAGGUCGCAGCAGUUCCGGACGUGGAAAGGGUCGCGGACGUCACUCCGGCACUCGUCAAUUUGACCAGUCCUCAUGGCCGCCACAACCCGGAUCCCCAUGGGCCAUUCCUCCUUGGGCCGCAUGGAUGCAACAAUUCUGGCCUACACCUCCAUGUCCAUACCCUACUGCUCCUGGACACCACACCCCGCCCAGAACGCCUUCUGCCGGACUCUUGGGCCCACGGCCCCAUGCACUCACCGCCGGAUAUGGCUACCCACUCCCUGCAGUUUCGACAUCACCCUUUAUGCCCACAGAUCUUCACACCUCUAUGAACAACAUGUCUCUCAACCCUCCCGAUGACACUUGGUACAUGGACACCGGGGCAACCUCUCACAUGACCUCGGACGCAGGAUCUUCGUACAAGAACCCCAAUCCUGCGGUGUAACAGUCAAGGCGACUUGUACCCGGUGUGGCAGCCUCCCAGCCGUGUUUCUCCCUCCCAUCCUAGUUUCGCCGGUCUCUCCUCCGCAGUAUGGCAUAACCGGCUCGGUCAUCCCGGAGCUUCUAUUUUUCAUAGUCUUAGUCAAAAUAAUUUCAUUGAUUGUAAUAAAGCAUUUGAUGCCAUUUGUCCCUCUUGUCAAAUGGGGAAACACAAUAAAUUAUCAUUUUCCCCAUCUCACUCUUAUACACACGCCCCUUUUGAUAUUGUACACAGUGAUUUGUGGACUUCCCCAAUUUUAAGCUCCACUGGUCACCGGUAUUAUAUUUUAUUUCUUGAUGACUUUACCAAUUUUCUUUGGAUUUAUCCUCUAUCUCACAAGUCUGAUGCAUUUUCCACGUUUGUACAUUUUAAUACAUUUGUACAAAAUCAAUUUGGCUUAUCUAUUAAAACAUUACAGUGUGAUAAUGGUCGUGAAUAUAAUAACUCUUUAUUUCACACCUAUUGCUCUAAUAAUGGCAUCUCGUUUCGCUUCUCCUGUCCCUACACUUCCCCCCAAAAUGGCAAAGCCGAACGAAAAAUUCGUUCCAUUAAUAAUAUCACCCGCACACUUCUCCUUCAUGCGUCCAUUCCACCAAAUUUUUGGCCCCAUGCAGUACUUCAGGCCACGUACUUACACAACAUUCUUCCAUCCAAAUCCCUAUCUUUCGCCUCCCCCACACUCGCUCUAUAUCAUAAACAACCAUCUUACUCCCACUUACGUAUUUUCGGUUGCUUGUGUUACCCACAUAUUCCCACCCCUCAUAAGCUUGCUGCCCGCACCAUUCCUUGUGUUUUUUUGGGAUUUCCGUCCCAACACAAAGGUUAUAAAUGUCUCGAUUUAACCACAGGCCGUAUAAUUAUAUCCCGUCAUGUGGUUUUCGAUGAAUCCAUUUUCCCUUUUCAACAACCCAGCUCCCAGCCCACACAGUCUUAUGACUUCCUACAUGACUCCAUCUCCCCCUUAAUCUUAUCUCAAAUAUUAUCAUACGGCCCCACACCUUCCACGUCAAACUCCACUCCAGACACUCAUACGGCUAUGCCUUCUCCCUUAUCCCAUCCACAUAAUACCCCCACGCCUACUAUUGCCCAUGCUUCCAAUAUUCCAGUCCCUCCCAUUAAUCCUACCAAACAACCCACUCACAAAAUGACAACUCGCAGCAAGGCUGGAAUUUUCCGACCCAAACCCGUAUAUAAUCUCAACUCCCAGAAUGUCAACUCUCUCAUAUCCUCUCCCUUACCCAUAUCCCAUGUUGAUGCUCUCCGUGACCCCAACUGGAAAUCGGCUAUGAUUUCUGAAUUUACAGCUCUUAUUAAUAAUAAGACGUGGGAGUUGGUUCCCCGUCCCUCUAAUGCUAAUAUUAUUCGGUGCAUGUGGCUUUUUAAACAUAAAUACAGGUCUGACGGGAGUCUUGAACGACACAAAGCCCGCUUAGUCGUCAAUGGCAAAUCACAACGUCCGGGUAUUGAUUGCGAUGACACCUUCAGCCCUGUCGUCAAACCGGCCACCAUCCGUACCGUCCUAAGCAUUGCUCUUUCCCACAAUUGGCCACUUCAUCAACUUGACGUCAACAACGCAUUUCUUCAUGGUUUUCUUGAUGAGACUGUUUACAUGCAUCAACCACCGGGGUUCAAAGACCCCUCCCGGCCCUCGGAUGUGUGCCUCCUUAAAAAAUCUUUAUAUGGCUUAAAACAGGCUCCCCGGGCUUGGUAUCACCGUUUCGCCUCACAUGCUACCAAAUUGGGUUUUCACCAUAGCAAAGUUGACCACUCUUUAUUUAUCUACAAUCACAACGGAGCUACUGCCUAUCUCUUGUUAUAUGUCGACGAUAUUGUUCUAACGGCAUCCUCUCCCACACUACUUCGUACUCUUAUCUCUCAACUGGGUGCCGAGUUCUCCAUUAAAGAUUUGGGGCAUCUCACCUUUUUCCUCGGCAUUGCGGUCACUCGACGCCCUGGGUGCCUUACACUGUCACAACAGAAAUACGCCACAGAAAUCAUUCACCGGGCAGGUAUGGCAUCAUGUAAACCCUCCUGCACACCCGUGGACACCAGCUCCAAACUGAGUUCCGAUGACGGCCCACCCGUCACAGACCCAACUCUCUACCGCAGCCUCGCCGGUGCGCUCCAAUACCUCACAUUCACUCGCCCAGAUAUUUCUUACGCCGUCCAACAAGUUUGCCUCCACAUGCAUGAUCCCCGGGUUCCUCACUUUGAUGCCCUGAAACGUAUUCUUAGAUACGUUAAAGGAACGUUGGAUUAUGCACUUCACCUCCGUCCUACUACCACGGCCGACUUAGUUGCCUAUAGUGAUGCCGACUGGGGAGGGUGUCCCGACACCCGCCGGUCCACCUCAGGCUUUUGUGUUUUUAUGGGCGACAAUCUCAUCUCAUGGUCUUCCAAGCGACAACCUACUAUUUCCCGCUCUAGCGCCGAAGCCGAAUACCGUGGUGUAGCGCACGUCGUGGCUGAACUAUGUUGGCUUCGAAAUCUUCUUCUCGAGCUUCGUCACCCGGUUUCCAAAGCAUCACUAGUUUAUUGUGACAACGUCAGUGCCAUAUACAUGUCUCAAAAUCCGGUACAACAUCAACGCACCAAACAUAUAGAAAUGGACAUUCAUUUUGUUCGUGAGCGGGUAGCUCUUGGCCAUGUCCGAGUUCUUCAUGUACCCUCUCGAUUCCAAUAUGCUGACAUCUUCACGAAGGGUCUUCCACGUGUAUUAUUUGAAGAGUUUCGGUCCAGUUUGAACAUUCACUCAACCCACGUUCAAACUGCCGGGGAGUGUUAGACAUAUUAUUUUGAUAAUAUGUCACAUACACGAUACAUACAUGCAUGGCACAUGCAUGCGUAACAAACUCCCACAAAGCCGCACACGGCAUAUGUAUACGUAUUAUCUCAUGUGUGCAUAUUAUUAUUAAUAUAUUAUUGUAUAGUCUUAUCCAGUAGUUUAGAUAGACUAGGCCUCUAGUAUCACGCGGCUUUAUUCACUGUAUAACCGAUCAUUGCGAUCGGAUAGAAUUGUACAGAGACUUUAUAUAUUUGAUCAAUACAUCAUUCAUCGGCAAGGUGAAUUUUAUAUCCU